UUUCUCUGGCCGCCAGGUCCGGCGAGCCGGAGCCGCUAGGUGCGGCGUCGCCGCGGGACCCGCCGGGUCGGCAGCUCUGGGAAGACAGCCGGGAACACACUGCAAAACACUGAAAAAAAAUUCUCAAGUCAGUCCGAGGCGCAGGGGGGCAGGUGUUCAGCUCUCCCAGGCUCCUCGAGGCCUCUGCUAUGACCACAGUUCCCUCGUGGUACCAGGACUGCCCUUUGCUGCCGCAGCCACACCAGAUCCCCGUUCUGCCCUGUCUGUCCUUGGCCCCAAGCCAGCAUGGGUAGUGUCAGUAGCCUCAUCUCUGGCCACAGCUUUCACGGCAAGCACUGCCGGGCUUCACGAUACAAGCUGGGCAAAUCCUCCCAUCUCAAGAAGCUCAAUCGGUAUUCAGAUGGGCUGCUGAGAUUUGGCUUCUCUCAGGACUCAGGCCAUGGCAAGUCCAGCUCCAAAAUGGGAAAGAGUGAAGACUUCUUCUACAUCAAGGUCAGCCAGAAAGCCCGGGGCUCCCACCACCCAGAUUACACUGCACUGUCUAGUGGGGACAUAGGCGGCCAGCCUGGGGUGGACUUUGGCCCGUCCACCCCACCCAAGCUUAUGCCCUUCUCCAAUCAGCUAGAAAUGGGCUCAGAGAAGGGUGCGGCGAGGCCCACAGCAUUCAAGCCCGUGCUGCCGCGGUCAGGAGCCAUCCUCCACUCGUCCCCUGAGAGCUCCAGCCACCAGCUGCACCCUGCCCCUCCAGACAGGCCCAAGGAACAGGAGCCAAAGCCCAGCCUGUGCUCUGGGGCGCUGUCUGACUCCGGCCGGAACUCCAUGUCCAGCCUGCCCACGCACAGCACCAGCAGCAGCUACCAGUUGGACCCACUGGUUACGCCAGUGGGGCCAACCAGCCGUUUUGGGGGCUCAGCCCACAACAUUACCCAGGGCAUCAUCCUCCAGGACAGCAACAUGAUGAGCCUGAAGGCUCUAUCUUUCUCUGAUGGGGGUAGCAAGCUGGCCCACCCAAGCCAGGCGGACAAGGGUUCCUCAUGUGUGCGUUGCCCCAUCUCCACAGACGAGUGCACCAUCCAGGAGCUUGAGCAGAAGCUGCUGGGGAGAGGAGAGCUGCAGAAGCUGCAGUGCAGCCUGGAGGAGAAGGAGCUGCCCUCCAGCCAGGCCUCCGAAGAGCGGCAGUGGCGCUGCAAGGAGGGGCGGGAGGGCCUGGAGCAGAAAGGCAGCAGCAAACUGAAGCAAGCUUCCCAGAAGAGCCAGCGCACGCAGCAGGGGCUGCACCUCCAGGUGCUCCAGCUCCAGCAGGAGAAGCGGCAGCUCCGGCAGGAACUUGAGAGCCUCAUGAAGGAGCAGGACCUGCUGGAGACCAAGCUCAGGUCCUACGAGAAGGAGAAGACCAGCUUCGUCCCUGCGCUAGAAGAGACCCAGUGGGAGGUGUGCCAGAAGUCAGGUGAAAUCUCUCUCCUGAAGCAGCAGCUGAAGGAGUCCCAGACAGAGAUCAAUGUCAAGGCUAGUGAGAUCCUCAGUCUGAAGGCGCAGCUGAAGGACACACGGGGCAAACUGGAAGGCAUGGAGCUGAAGACCCAGGAUUUGGAGAGCGCUCUGCGCACCAAGGGCCUAGAGCUAGAGGUCUGUGAGAAUGAGCUACAGCGCAAGAAAAAUGAGUCUGAGCUUCUCCGAGAGAAGGUGAACCUGCUGGAGCAGGAGCUGCUGGAGCUGCGGGCCCAGGCUGCCCUGCAGCGGGAUGCUGUGUCUAUGGGGCCAGGACUGGGGCCUGGGCCAGGGACUACCUUCUCUGAGGACAUCCCCACCCUGCAGCGGGAGUUGGAGCGGCUGCGUGCAGAGCUGAAGGAGGAGCGGCAAGGCCACGACCAGAUGUCCUCAGGCUUCCAGCAUGAGCGGCUGGUGUGGAAGGAGGAGAAAGAGAAGGUGAUCCAGUACCAGAAGCAGUUACAGCAGAGCUACCUAGCCAUGUACCAGCGGAACCAGCGCCUGGAGAAGGCUCUGCAGCAACUGGCCCGUGGGGACGGUGCAGGGGAGCCCUUUGAAAUUGACCUUGAAGGGGCCGACAUCCCCUAUGAGGACAUCAUAGCCACUGAGAUCUGAGGGACCUACCAGGAGAGGGAGAGCCAGGGAUCUGGCAUCGGGAGGCAGGGGUACAGAGCCUGUCACGGAGGGCUCCUCUCCCCACUCCCCUGCUCAGUAACUCAGGCCUCUGUGAGAGGCCUUCCCCAAGGCACAGACUGGGAUUCUCCAGGGGAGGGGGGUAGGAAGGACUGCUACAUAACCUUUGCAGUCCUUGCCCACAUUGCAGCAUUUACCAUCCCUGCAGCCCACCAGACCUCUAGCUUUCCUAAGAGAUGGGUUCAGGGAUCUCCAUCAUUUGGUUAAGAGAUCUCUAAACCUUGCCUUUUUGUUCAAAAAUGCUUAGACCCUCUCCCAGGGAUGGUGGUAACUGCUGUAUUGGCCGAUGGCCACCCCAGGACAGAAGCUCCCUUCUGCCUCUUCGCACAACCGCUUUUUUUGCCCCUGGACACAUUGGGAUGCCUUGAGAUAGAAAGAAGCCAUCUGUGAUCAUAAACCUUAGAACCUGACCUGGUCAUAACCUGAGCUGUUUUUCUCUGGCCUCGGAGUUGUAGGGGUUGGAUUUUGGUAUGGAGAACCUGGCUUAGCAACAUCAGAGCUGCCCCAACCCUAGAAAGCCACAAAAAGGAGGGGAAAUCUGGGGCAGCCCAGGAAUGUCUAGACUUAGCAAAGCCCAGAGGGGGUCAGAGGGAGAACCCAGGUAGUAAUGGCCAGACCCUGCUGGGCCCUGCUAACUGGAGGUAAGCAGCCUUUGGACAGCUGGUAGCCAUUGAUCUCAGUGACCACUCUUCUUAAGGCCAUAGACACUGAGGCCCUGGGGGGGGGAAGAUUGUGACACAGGGAAGGUGUGGCUUUCCAAAUUUCCCCGGGAGAGCCUCCAGAUCUUUCCUCAUGGGGCCAGAGGUAGGGGUGCCCCCACCUCGUUUAAAUUGGCCAGUGGCUACUCUGAACUUACUUUCUUCUCAAGAAUCCAGCCUUUGCUGGAUCCAGAAUAACCUAUAUAUGACGAAAAUGGUGCAGGGAUGAUCUGACAUUUCCCUCCUUUGCCUGUGGCUCAGUUGAGUGGCACACCCUUUCCCCUUUGCAUUUCCAGUGCUAAAUUCAGACAAGACUCCUUACAGGUCAGGAACAAUCCCCAGAGUUUGGUGGGCCAGAGUCCCAGGCAGGGAGAAGAGACACAAAUACAGCCUUAUGAACAGCCCCAGGGCCACUGGCUAGCCUCUGUCCACCUGGGCCCCACAGGAGCCCCCAGUUGUAAAGAAUCCAGAAAGCUUCAGUUUGCUGGGGGCUGGGCCAGUGCCUGGGGGAGGCUGGUGUUUCUCUUCUGAAGAUGUACAGAGCUGGGGGAGGAGAGAAUGGUGGGGUUUCUUACUUAGUUGCUUGGUUCAGAGGAAAAAAAAAAUUUUUUUUUUUUAGUCUUCUUUCUUUUUUUCUUUCUUGUCUUUUCAGAAGCAAGCCAGAUCUAGCAGGCAGCCAGAACUGUUCCAUGUUCUAUUUUUGACUCAAGCUACAGCUGUUGUUCUUUCUUAGGACAGCCAAGCCUUGCUGGAUUCCUGAGCUUCAUGCCUGCUUGCUGAGAGGGGUUCACUGAGGUAGGAGAGAUGAGAGAGUCUGGGUAUUUAGCAGUGUGAGACCAAACCCCCUGGUUCUGCCUUCCUGACCACUGUCCUUACAGGACCCAGAGUGGGAGUGGGAGCUGCUUCUUGUCACCCCCCACCUUCAGAGCCACCACAUUCUUUCCCUGAGUUGGGCUGAGAGCAGGGCCAUCUUCCCUGCGGUUGGCUCUGCCUUCUGGUCCCUGGGGUUAAGCUGUGCCUGUGACAGAGGAGCUUUUCUGGAAUUUCAAGCCACUGGUCUUAGUCAUAGGGCAGAUUUAAACCUGAAAUGGAUAGGCUAAAUGCCCCCUUCCUGCCUGGAGGGCAGUGCCCUCCACUGGGCACAGUGUAGGCCCUCAAGUCAAAAAUGUCCCAUUCCCUCUGCUACGCUGUUAGACGGUGGGAGAGGGAUGGUAAAAUAUCUUUCAACUGAGAAGGCACUUUGAGACCAGAAAACAAAGCAGGUGACUCCAUCCAGUUUACAGAGUUUUAUUCAGGGUAACUUACUGACAGGGAGAAUCGGGUGGAGGAGGAUCUAGGCGCUGCACGCAGUUAUUCUCCACAAAGUCUGGACCUCCGACCACAGAUUCUAUAAAGCUAGGGGACACACAGGAGGGCAUUAUGGUGAGAUUCAAGGGUUUGCAUACACCUAAUGGACAGCUAACCUUUAAUUAGAUCUGCAGCACCACCUGUGCCUCAGGAAGAGGAAAGACUAUGUUCUCUUUAGCAGAUUCAUGGGAGGCCUAACAGCCUCCCCCAAUCCCAGCCUGCAAAGGCAUUUCUAAGGUAUGUAUGUUAACCUCCCAGGGGCCCAGAACACAGCUCCAAGAGAGGUCAUCUAGCGAACACGAGCAAGAUGGAGGGCCCAAGAUGGAGUCCGUAUUGUCAGCACUCCUACACACAGCGCUCACCCCCUCUGUUUCACCAGCCUGUGCCUUGUUUGAGUUCCUAUCCCCAUUGAGACCGCCAUGAGAUAGAGGGGCUGCUGCUCCCCCCUGCCAGGCUGGAGAUACCCCACUGCUCCCCACCCCCAGAGAGCAGCCAAAGCCCUGUGCCCUGCCCUCCAGACCUUGCUGAGAAGAGAUGGGUGCUAAGCCCAGGGGAGGACACUCAGGGGCAAGGUCUGUGCUCCACCAUGGUGUGACCAUACCAAGCACUCUGCAUCCCUGCCUAAGGCCAACCCGUGGAUGCCCCCCAACCAGCUGAAGGCUCCAGGGUGCCCCAUAGGGCACCAGAGCGCAACUGUGUCCUAUAACAUAGUGACCUUACCGCCAUGUGGUUUUUCUUCCCUUCCCUGUGGAAAAACAUCCUUGUUAUUCCCAGACCAUGCCAAACCCAGCCUCUCCGAAAGGAGGCUCUGAACAACAGAGGCUGAGCAGUGACUGGGAAGUCAGAUGACAGGGGCUUCAGAGCAGACGGCCUGGCCCAGGGCCAGCCAGCAUGAGCUCGCUGCCCUUCGCUCUGAAUACUCCUGCCGGCAUGCUUGCUCAUUCAGUCAGAUCGACCUGCUCUGCUCUUCCAAAGGAUGCCUGGCCUGAAAACGCUCUGCCUGCCUGCAAAGAGAGAGCAGCACCCGGUACCACCUCACCAAGAAGGGCACUCUGCCUCCAGGCCUUGCAAUGACCAGAGUCUCUCAGGGCUCCCCCUGGGGCUUGUCUUCUGGCUGCUGGGUCAUUCAGGUAACUCCUGCUGGGUACACUCUGGCCCCCAAAGGCACUGAGCUCUAUAGGGCCUGGGGAGGGUUAGCUUUCCUCCGAGAAACACUUGCUGACCCUCUGCUCCCUGCCCUGCUCUUGUCUCAGCCCAGCCUGGGCCAUCUCUUGCUGAUGGAGCAGCAGCUUUGGGAGAGGGCUUUCCCUAUGGGUCCUGAGUCCUCCUAAACCAGAACUGCCACGGCAGGAGGCUGUGCACCCUGUCCAGUGGGUGCUUCUUGCGUUGUCUGUCUUGUGCUGAGUCUGCAGGCAAAGCUGGAACCUCCAGCCAAGGCUGGCUUCGGAUAGACUGGCAUUUGGAAGAAUAUGUACAUAGUUAUUUUUCUCUGGGUUGUUUCUUGUUUUGUUUUUUGGUUUUUU
Molecule: messenger RNA, 5749 nt
Organism: Callorhinus ursinus (northern fur seal)
Lineage: Eukaryota; Metazoa; Chordata; Mammalia; Carnivora; Otariidae
Gene: LZTS1
Product: leucine zipper tumor suppressor 1
Biological process (GO): regulation of synaptic plasticity; regulation of dendrite morphogenesis
Cellular component (GO): dendritic spine
Source: RefSeq, a predicted model, not a curated record